Siniperca chuatsi (mandarin fish) is the source of this 8562-nucleotide messenger RNA. RefSeq names its product rho guanine nucleotide exchange factor 12-like. The record is from RefSeq and is a predicted model, not a curated record. The coding region runs from base 779 to 5233 and encodes 1484 amino acids. The transcript has 39 exons. Gene Ontology annotation, molecular function: RNA binding; guanyl-nucleotide exchange factor activity; adenosine deaminase activity. Gene Ontology annotation, cellular component: cytoplasm. NCBI's taxonomy places the organism in Eukaryota, Metazoa, Chordata, Actinopteri, Centrarchiformes, Sinipercidae. Gene Ontology annotation, biological process: RNA processing; G protein-coupled receptor signaling pathway; Rho protein signal transduction.
GUGGGUUUUUCUCCUCUUUUUACUCUUUUGGGGAAGGAGGGGGGACAAAGCAUUUCCUUUUUCCAUUUACAUCACACUCUGGAGCAAAAAAAACAAACAAAAAAAAAAACAACAACCUAAGGCUGCCGUACAAAUGAGUGCGGAUUAAAGUGAACAGACCUGGAAGAGGAUGCUACAGAAACCGCUUCCAUAUCAGCGAAGACUGGACCCUGGACGGAAACAAGAGGACAGAGUUCAUUUUGGAUCUAGCAGCCAAAGUUUUUUUUUUUUGUUUUUUUUUUGACGUAAUUCUUCCCCGGACACCAGGAAUAGGCUGGAGUGUCAUCAUGGAAGUAUUUCUUAAAGAAAAAUAAGAGAUACCCUCAACUUGGACUUGGACUAAUUUGAGACAGUUUGGGAAAAACAUUGCAAGCAAGUUGUGUGCAGUAGUUCACGGGUUUCCAGAUGUCUCUGCAGCGGCUGGCUAAUGAAACACACUCACACCCCAAAGACAAAAGUAGCACAUCUCUUCAUAUCUUGCAACUCUGUGGAUUUUAGGCUUCAUCAACGUCGACUGUAAUGAAUAUAUGACCAAUUUGGGAUUUUCCAGCCAACACUCCCAUUAGAAUAACGGAGUUUUAAACUCUGCAUGCUGGAUGUAACGACUCGUCGACGUUUUUGGAUAUGGACGGACACCGAUGAGACAAAAUAAAGGAGCCGUUUUAAUGAAUAAAGAGUCAGACGUUAUCAUGAAAAUGUAAUUUCGGUGAAGUCCUCGGAAACUCGUAAGGGAAGCCCAAUGAGUGGCACACAGUCAACACUCACUGACAGUUCACAGAUGACGUUUAAAACAUCAUCAUUGAGCCAGAAAGGAAAUUUGGAAUUGUUGGAAAGCUGUAUCAAAAUUAGGACCCCAAGCAUUCUCAACAAGGACCCCACAGACAAGAAACCUAAGAAUGAGAAAUCCUCUGUCUCCCUCAAGCAUGAGUUUGACCCUACAGGUCUUGUCCAGCGGUGUGUGAUAAUCCAGAGAGAUGAAAACGGCUUUGGGCUGACUGUAAGUGGAGACAACCCUGUGUUUGUGCAGCUGGUGAAAGAAGAUGGAGCUGCAAUGCGAGCUGGUGUUCAGACAGGAGAUAGGAUCAUUAAGGUUAAUGGGACCUUAGUUACACAUUCAAACCACAUAGAAGUUGUAAAGCUGAUAAAAUCGGGUUCCUAUGUAGCCCUGACAGUGCUGGGGAGGCCUCCGGGGCUUCCUCAGAUCUCCCUGGAGGAGGGAGAGGAGGAAGAGAAGGAGGAAAGGGCAGAGGUCAGCCCACCCUCCUCCCUCUCAGCGCCCCACUCACCUGCACUGCCAGGUGGCGAGCAAUGCAGCCCCGUGACCAGCAGCACGUCCUGCCGUCCCCAGGAGCACAUCACCUCCUCUCCGCCUGAUGGGGAUGAGAACAAAACCAUGCACAGCCAGAAGGCCAACAUGCUGCAAAAGAUGCUAACGAAGGAGCAGCAGGACCUACAGGCAAAGGAGGAGGAGUACAGCAGAAACCCCCGGCCUAAACUACUGAAGGAGAUCCAGGAGGCUAAGAAGCACAUUUCACUGCUGCAGGAGCAGCUCAGCAAAGCCGCAUUACAGGAUGGAGCCACUGUGUCUAGGGAUGGUGAGGCUGAGGAGGGGGACGGUGGACCUCCUCUGAAGGAGCAGACCCCGUCCUUGCGGGGUGACAGUGGUAACGACGGGCCCACGACCAACAGUAACUCUAUUCAGAUCAGCCCCCUCCCAGAGAACCCCGGCAAAAGUGAGACACCCUGUCAGAGCCCGGACGUCAGCCGCCGAGACGGCCUCAACUUCUGCCUAUCGCCCGACACUGAGGACACCCCUGACACAGACUCCAGUGCUCAGUGCGUUAUGGGUAGCCCUCCCUACCUCCUCAACCCCCAGAUCAUCGGAGCAGAAGAUGACUACUUUGACUCUCAGCAAGAGCAGAUUAAUGGGCAGUGUAGCUGUUUCCAGAGUGUAGACUUGCUGAAGUCUCGGCCGGCUCACCUCGCAGUCUUCCUCCAUCAUGUUGUCUCGCAGUUUGACCCUGCGCCUUUGCUCUGUUAUCUCUACGCUGACAUGCACAAGCAAACCAGCUCCAAAGAAAGCCGACGCUUCUUCCUGGAAUUCCACUCACUCUUUAUGGAUCGAACAGCAAAUCUUAAAGUACCAGUGCCAGAGGCAGUUGCAGCUGAAUUGGAGAAGCGGAGGCUGGAGUUAAUCCCAGAGGAGCUCUGCAAACAGUACACCCAGGUGUUACAGGACACACUCCUACCAGACCUGCACAAGAACCUGGAAGAUUUCAGACAGAAGCGCAGCAUGGGUCUGACUCUGGCCGAAGACGAGCUGUCUAAGUUGGACUCAGAGCAAGGAAAAGACCAACAGGCCUUGGAGAAGGAAUGCUCCUGUGCUGAACACAUCCUCUCCAAGAUAGAUGAUAUCCUGUUGACGUCACAGCCCACAGAAGAGGAGAAGUGCCAAACAAUGCAGUAUGUGAUUCUCACCUAUAUGAAGCACCUUGGGGUGAAAGCGAAUGAGCCUCGUGGCCUCGAACAUAAACGAGCGCGCAUCAAUUUCCUGCCCAAGAUUAAGAAGAGUAUCAAGCCUGAGAAGGAGGGUGAGGAGAAGGUGAAAAAGCCUCGGUUUCCCAACAUCCUUGGCCCGCCUCGGCGUCUGAGCAGAGUGGAUUCCACUUCAGUCGGUAAGGCUGUGGAGCUGAACAAGCAGCGAUCGCCAAAGCAGCUCUCUCAGCCAGCCUUCGGCAUCCCUAAGCAGUCUGACUUGAAUUCUGGACGGAUCCGUGGAAAUCAGCUCAGUGAGGGAUCGGACACCAGCACCCAAUUUUUGCCUUCCACCACCUCCUCUAUACACAGCUCGCCCACUGGUCAGGCCUCAGAUACCAGUGGGCAAGACUCAGACUCCAAUGUGUCUCCAUUCUGCAUCCAUCCCAGACUGGGAGAGGGUCUGCAGUCUAGUGACCACCAGGACGGCGUCUCCAGUCCGACCAGCACUCAGUUUGACUUCAGCCCCUCCAACCUGGAGCAGUUACAGGAGCAAGACCAGGAAACUUUCAGUAGGAUGGAGGUGCAGUGUGCCGUGAGUUCAGCUGACAUCCAGAGUGAAGACGACCAGGGAGGUGAGAUGGAGUGUGAAGAGGACCCUCUGAACUGGCAGAGUCUGGUCAGCCGAGGCGUCCUGGCAAGCUUAACGCCACAGGAGAUUAAACGGCAGGAAGUCAUCAAUGAGCUGUUCUACACUGAGCGUUCCCACUUGCGGAUGCUGAAGGUGUUGGACUGUGUUUUCUACCAGAGGUUGAACAGAGACGGUAUCCUCCCCCAAGAAGACAUCAAACACAUCUUUAUUAACCUGGAAGAAAUCAUUCAGCUGCAUGUUUCUGUGACAGAGCAAAUGACAGCAAUCAGGAAGAGGAGUGAGACAUCGGUGAUCGGUCAGAUCGCAGAUGAUCUCCUGGCGUGGUUCAGCGGGGAGGAAGAGGAGAAGAUAAAAAGAGCAGUGGGAACUUUCUGUAGUAACCAGCCGUCUGCACUGGAGCUCAUCAAGAGCAGGCAGAAGAAAGACCAGAGGUUCACGUUAUUCAUGCAGGAAGCUGAGAGCAACCGUCUGUGUCGCAGGCUGCAGCUUAAGGACUUCAUUCCUGUAGAGAUGCAGAGAGUGACCAAGUACCCACUUCUACUGGACAAAAUUGCCAAGUACACAGAAGAUGGUGAGGAGAGGGACAAAGUAAAGAAAGCUGGUGAAUGCUGCAAAAAGAUCCUCAACCACGUCAACCAGGCCGUCAAAGAAGCUGAGAACAAACAGAGGCUAGAGGAGUAUCAGAGAAGGUUGGACCUCUCGUCACUCAAACAGAGUGAAAACCCCAUGAUCCAGGAGCUGAAGAAUCUGGACCUGACCAAGCGGAAGAUGGUGCAUGAGGGACCUCUCUCCUGGAAAGUCAAUAAAGACAAGGCAAUUGAGCUGUACACGAUUCUCCUGGAGGACAUUCUGGUUUUACUGCAGAAACAGGACGAGCGUCUGGUCCUCAAACUCCACGGCAAGAAUCUGGCCAGUGCCGCCGACACCAAACACAUCUUCAGCCCCAUCAUCAAACUUAACACUGUCUUGGUUCGUCCAGUAGCAACUGACAACAAGUCUUUCUUCGUGCUGUCCAUGUCGGAAAACGGGGCUCAGAUCUAUGAGCUGAUGGCUCAGACGGUGUCUGAUCAGAGAACGUGGCAGUGUUUGAUCACGCAAUGUGCUGACGCCAUGAAGGCCAAACCUCACAACAGAGACACACCUCCAGCUCAGUCUGAUGCUGAGCGGGACGCUAUAGAGAUCAUCAAAUGUGAGAUGCCCAAGGCGAGCAAAGAUCCUAACGGCACAUCAAGUGGAAGCAUCCUUUCUUCAGAUAAAGAUGCCGCCUCUUCUCCAGACAUUCAAGCUCCACCGAGUAUGAACCCGUUUGAUGGCGUGAAAUCAGAAGACGAGGAAGAGGAGCUGGCCGUGGCAGAUAGACAGGAGGAAGAGGAGGAUGAUGAAGAGGUGGAUGAAGCAGAACUAGAGGCUUUCUUGGACGGGCAGCUGGCAGACAGACUCCCUUUCCUGCAGGAAGGGUCACGUCAGGGCAUCGCCAUUGAAAACCAAGAGCACAACGCAUUCGACAUUCCCUCCUCCAAAGGUGAAGAGGCUCUCAGGACAUUGGCGAUGCUGAAGCAGGCUCUUUUCAACCACAUGAUAAGCAGAGAGGCAGAGGAAGAGAAAGAGGACACAGAGGAGAGCAAGCAGAGUGGGGCCCCUGGGUGUCAGCUGAGUGCCUCUUUGCCUGGGAGCCCUAAGGGGCCCUGUGAUGAGAGCCGAGCAUCUGCAAGCUCACAGAAAGACAACCCUCAGCUCCCCUCAGGACACUCAGGACUGUCUGAGACAGCUGAACGCAAUGGUGGUUUUGUGGUUCUGGAUUUUGGUGGGGGCUCAGAGGAGAGCAGCACUGAUGAUGAUGGGGGAUUAGGAUGUGACGUGGGGAUCGACAUGAGGAAACUGCUGUCCUCCUCCUCGCAGACAGGGGGCGGCGGACCCAACCUCAGCAGGCAGCUCAUGACCCACCUGCGCCUCCUACAGGCCGACCUGCAGUAUCUGAAGGAGGUGGAGAUGAAGUACAACGAGCUGCGACAAACACACAGUGACCCGGCUACUGACUCAGAUGACAACAAUGAUGGGAUUCAGUGAUGAAAGACUUCCUGCUCUCUCGGCAGUUUUCACAGUUUCACAUUCUCCCAAGUUUCAUGUUACUCCAUGAUUACUUUCUUCUGGAUGAAUCCUCGACCAUUUAACACUGAUGUUGCCCAAUAAUGGAAGCGUAAUGUCUUAUCUCCCACUUCAGGCAUGUAUCAGUGGAAGAUGUUAUCAUCAUUAUUAGGAAUGUUCUACUAUAAACUCAAAAUCCUUCUGAGGAGAGACACUGUGGAAUUACCCGAGAACAAUUCAGUCGCUUUUUGCUAUAAUAAUAAUAAUCAGCUGCAUAAAUUAUCUUGAACACUGGAGAUAUGAAGUGGAAAAGGGCAAAGUCAAGUUUGUGAAGUCACACAGAUGUACAGCAGAGACGCAUUAAGAGAUGAAAAGAGACAUGAAGACUGUGACAGUGACCAGAAUGAUUCCCUGACGAUCAAGAAGGUAGAUUGUCUUGUUCAGGACUCACUGCUGUAAACUUGAUAUAAAAGUCUGCAAUAAGAAAUAAGAGAUAACCUCUACUGUGCAUAUUCAGACUGGCAGGCCACAUAGUUGAACAUGCUUAAAGAUAGAAUUUCUUAUUUUGUAACAGCACUGAAAAGCAACCCUUAAAAAAUUGUACAAGAGGCUGUAACAUCCACUCCUACCAUCCUCAAAUGUUUUCAAAAGUAUUUUCAUGUUUUAUGUUGUAUGUCUUUAGCCUAGCUUAGCAAUGAACUGGAAUUUAGUAGGAACAGCCAGCCUGUGGUUUCAAAAAAAAAAAAAACCUACCAGAACCUCUAAAGUUCACUAGUUAACACGUUGUAUCUUGUUUGUUUCCAUAUACCAUAUCCAAAAAUGGACAUAGUGUCCGCGACGCCACCCAUAGGUUUCUGAAGAGCCAUUGUCAAGCUGGUUUUGAAGUGACCGGCUCCGGUGGCUCCGACCUUCGCCAUCUUGGCAGUCCCCGACUCCAGCUAAUCUUAAAAUGGGCAGGUGGAGCCGAAUGAAGCCUGGUUGAUGAAACCACCUAGCGGUAAGCCACCUAAGAGGGCACCCACCUGUCACUCAAAGCGUCCACGUCCUUAAUUAGGCAUAACUUUAAGCCUUAAUAUAAUUUAAACAGGUGAGUUAUAUAAAAAUUUACCCCCUGUACAGUUGUCGUGAAGAGAAACCUAUUUCUGCUGUAAAGUUGGGCAUUUUAACAUGGGGCUCUGUGGGGAUUAACGCUCUUGGAGCCAGCCUCAAGUGGCCAUUCGAAGAUCUGCAGUUUUUGGCACUUCCGCGUUGGCUUCAUUUUUCACCCUCGGAUGCUGCUGCUUGGUUUUAGGGGGUUUACUUGCUGCAACCCGGGCGCAGUGACUGUGUACAGCUUUCAAGAGUCUUGUUGUCACAGUUCCAUUUCGAAUCAUUGUUAAUUAGCGAGCUUUAGAGGUGUUUGUAGGUGUAUUUUUGAUCUUUUGAACAGAGCCAGGCUAGCUGUUUCCAACCUACUUCCAGUCUUUGUGCUAAGCUAGGCUAAUCAUGUCCUAAAUCCAGCCCUGUACUUAACGCACAGUCAUGAGAGUGAUAUCGAUCUUCUCGUCUCACUCGGAAAGAAUAAUACCAUUUUAAAAUAGAGGCUCAUUUCUUGUCUGGGUUGAUAGGCUGAACAUGAUUUAUUUGGGGACUGGCCACAAAUAUCUAAUGAAGAAUUGUCCUAAUUGCAAAGCUAAAUCCUUUGACAGUUCUAGUACUGUUUGUUAACUGGUUGUCUUCUUGGUUUGAAUGUCUGAGCAAAUAGCAUAAAAAUUAAAUGUUGUUUAGCAGCUGACUUUAAAGUUCCAGGUUUUAAAAUGUCAAACAUAGAUUCAGAUCACUGCCAAAAUCCAAUCAACUCUGUCUACAGUUCACCAACUUUCAGCCAAAUUCAUAAUGUUUUGCCAACAAAUUAACAAACAGUACAGAAGGAUGAACUGACAGAUGGAGGUAAGAAACAGAACCUCCAUGACAUGUUUACGUUUUAAAUAUCGACAUUGUUCAAAUUGAGUUGGGCACCUUGCAGCAAGGAAACCGAUUUGGCAAAUACGGAGGUUUGUCUUUAUUUCCUAUUUGUUUUACCAAGAUCCGUUAUCGCCAGUGCUUACUGAUGAAUGCACAUAGAAAUACUGUGCAAUCUUAAAAAAACAAACUGAUUUUCAUAAAGCCCUCUGUCCACCUGGUAGGUAGAACGGCAAAAACCUGCAGCUAUAAAAAGAAUUAUUCACGUUGUGUGUAACUGCUGGUGUUUUUCCGAUGCUGAAUGCAUCUAAGAGCACAAUACACCAUAUAUAUCGACACUACAAGCUUUUCAGAAUGUGUGCACAAGUGAAUUUAUUGAAAUGAACUUUAUUGUGGAAUUUAUUUUCCAUUUUGUAUUCCAGACCUGAUUUCUUACUUCCGCUGGCCUCCGUGAUGAUUGACUAACCUGAGUGCAGUUUUUCACUCAUCAUACACUAAAAACUAGUUCAGGCUUUAUUCCCCUGAAAUAUUUUGAGGAGAUUUUCUCCAGGAUCAUUUCAGUUUCUGCAACAGGCUACUCCUAAAAGCUAUCGUCAGCUUGAAACACCAGCCUGUUAUACGUGUCAUCUCUCCAGCUCUUCGCCAUAUGCAUCCCUUUAGGCACAAGCUACAAAGAUUCACUCAUCAAACCUCUGCACUUUGGACUGAAAAGACCCAAAUAUUCACUGGCCACAAGACUGCACAGAUGACAUUAUGGCUUCAGUUUUUGGAUGAAAUAUAUGAAAAAUUAUGGAAAAAAACAAAGCAAAACUGAAAAGAAUAUAUAGACAAAAAGGAUUGUUAUGGACGGUUUUCAAUGUAAAGGAAUAUAAUGUACAAUUAUGACUGUAUAUCAAAGGUUUUGUGUGUGUUUUUUUUUUUUACACCAUGCAAUCAUGUAAUGUUUUAACACAAACUACUAAAAAGAGGGUAAAGUAUACUUGCAGCAUUAAUCUGUUUUAUAAAUGUUCUAUUCAAAUUGUUCUAUUUUAUUACUUUGUUAUUAACCUUGACAUUUGUUGAGAACGCAAAUUGCUCCUUUUAGCGAGGAGCUUUUAAGCUGAUCUGUUGUUAAAAAUUAAGGGAAAGACUGAAAAAAGUGUCUUUUUAAUUUAGUUGGUCUUGGGUGGGGAGUGGGGUUUGUUGAUGGCCUCUUGUUAACCUGUCUGUGGGCUCCACCUCUAGCUGGGACACGUCCACGAGUAGCAUUAAAGGAACAAUCCACUCUGAAAUUAACAGUAAACAUCAGUUCCUUUGUAAGGUAUCUGCAGGUCUUGAAUUCAGUUGCCUCAAAAAAGGCAUUAAAAUGUAUUAAAAAGUCUUAAAAUUCA